Bombina bombina (fire-bellied toad) is the source of this 1271-nucleotide messenger RNA. Its product is annotated as myosin-4. The record is from RefSeq and is a predicted model, not a curated record. Lineage: Eukaryota; Metazoa; Chordata; Amphibia; Anura; Bombinatoridae. The transcript has 11 exons. Bases 144 to 1271 code for a protein of 375 amino acids.
UUUCUAUUGUACAUUGUUACAUGAAAACUACAACUCCCGAAAGGCAACUUAAAAAACCGUUUACCUAUUGUAAACUGCUGUAUCUGGGAGACAGUUUGAAAGCAUAGGGGAACAGUCUAUCCUGUGUGACAGUCGGCACAGCCAUGAGCUGGGACACACAGCUGGACUCAAUACUGACUGCAACAGAACACAACAUGGCUAAAAUAAAGGAAAGACUAUACAGAAAAGGAGAACUGUCUAAAGAUCAGCACUUAGAUUUGCUAUAUGACAAUAUAAUGCCAUAUGAAGAAGCACCGUCUAAGCCGGAUGUGCCGCGCGCUUCCUCAGUAACCAGUAUGAGUCGUGUAGGCACUUCAGAAGACAUAGUGAGCAUCAGCAGUCAGCUGCUUUCACAGGCUAAGAUGAUCACGUCCCUUCAUCAGGCAAUUAGCAAGUUAGAGCGAGACCGUGACCAUCAGCAGCAAAGAAUACAAAGUUUAGAAGAUGAAGUGCGUCAGCUGAGAGCGCUGCAGGGAGACAAACAGGACUCUGCGCUGGAGAGGAAGGUGGAAGGACUUAGACACGAGCUGUCCAGCGAGCUCAGACAUCUGCAGGAGAGAGCGAGGGACUCCCCUGGGAGAGAGAUCAUCUCUGGUCAGCGCUCUACAGCCAGUAUCAUGCAGGAAGUGAAUGAAAGCAAACGCCUCCUUUGGAAAGAAUAUGAGAGCCUUAGAAGAGACACAGACUACCUGCAUCAGAGGCUGCGCCGACAGGAGGACGACGUACUGCGCCAGUUUGCUGAGUCACAAGAAGUGAAACAAGUACAGGGCAGGAACACAAAGAUGCUGGAGGGAUUACAGAGCAGUCAGCAGACGCAGACACUGGAGCUAAACAGGACAAAGUCUGAAACGCGUGAAAUACAGCGAGAUCUGCUGCAGAUACGAUCUGCAAUUGGAGACCUGAAGGAAGAGGUGAAAACUCUCGAGGAGAAAUUAUACACUUGUUCAGUGAAGAAUGAUAGAAAGGAAAGAGGGAAACCAUCAACGACGAGGAAGAAAGGCACCAAUCUUCUUCUCCUUCUUCGUCUGAGGAGGACACAGAUUCCCAGAUCAGCCUGGCCGACAUUAGCUCUGAGGAUACAUCUUACAGCCCUGAACGUCCCCACACACCUCCCAUGGUAUGUCCCUGUUCUAACUGUAAUGGUUGUGAUGGAGCUAAUGAUGGUGCCCCUUGCUACUGCACCUGUCGGCAGGUCCUGUAACUUCACCCCAGUUUCAUGUAAAGAAUUGUAA